Molecule: messenger RNA, 975 nt
Organism: Phasianus colchicus (ring-necked pheasant)
Lineage: Eukaryota; Metazoa; Chordata; Aves; Galliformes; Phasianidae
Product: olfactory receptor 52D1-like
Biological process (GO): G protein-coupled receptor signaling pathway
Cellular component (GO): plasma membrane
Molecular function (GO): olfactory receptor activity; G protein-coupled receptor activity
Source: RefSeq, a predicted model, not a curated record
UAUCAGGUGCAGCUCAUGCCACCAUCCAACCUUACCAGCUCGAUCCCAGCAACAUUUGUGCUGGUUGGCAUCCCGGGCAUGGAAAAGCUGCAUGUGUGGCUGUCCAUCCCCUUCUGCUCCAUGUACCUGGCUGCCCUGCUGGGGAACAGCAUCCUGCUGCUGGUUGUGAGGGCAGAGCAGAGCCUCCAUCAGCCCAUGUACCUCCUCCUGUGCAUGCUGGCUGCCACCGACUUGAUGCUGUCCACCACCACCGUGCCCAAGAUGCUGGCACUCUUCUGGUUCCAUGCUGGGGAGAUCUCCUUCGGUGCCUGCCUGACGCAGAUGUUCUUCCUGCACUUCAGCUUCUCAAUGGAGUCCGUCAUCCUGCUGGCCAUGGCCUUCGACCGCUUCGUGGCCAUCUGCCACCCGCUGCGCUACGCGGCCGUGCUGACACCCAUGGCCAUCAUCAAAGUGGGGCUGGGGGCCGCGCUGCGCAGCUUCUGCAUCAUCUUCCCCUGCGUGUUCCUGCUGCGGCGGCUGCCGUUCUGCGGGCACAGCAUCAUCCUGCACACCUACUGUGAGCACAUGGGCAUCGCCCGCCUGGCCUGCGCCGACAUCUCCGCCAACGUCCUCUAUGGCCUCGCCGUGCCCUUCGCAGCCGUCGUGCUGGACGUCGUGCUCAUUGCUGCCUCCUACAUCCUGAUUCUCCUGGCAGUAUUCAGACUCCCAUCCAGGACAGCCCGCUCCAGGGCUUUUAACACCUGCAUCUCCCACGUCUGUGUUAUAUUCCUUUUCUAUAUUCCUGCCUUUUUCACCGUGUUAACGCACCGCUUUGGGGGGGAAAUCCCACACCACGUCCACAUCCUGCUGGCCAACCUCUACGUGCUCUUCCCCCCACUGCUGAACCCCAUCGUGUACGGCGUGCGGACACGGCAGAUAAGAGAGAAGGUGGUGAAGAUGCUCCUCUGCCCCAAAACGCAUCAGCUGCAGGAGUGA